Molecule: messenger RNA, 773 nt
Organism: Puccinia graminis f. sp. tritici CRL 75-36-700-3
Lineage: Eukaryota; Fungi; Basidiomycota; Pucciniomycetes; Pucciniales; Pucciniaceae
Exons: 2
Coding region: 196-678 (160 amino acids)
Source: RefSeq, a predicted model, not a curated record
GCCUGCUCUAUACCAAGAUACAUCGUGGCUGCUCCCACUGAGGUCGCUGCCUUUGCACCACAUCACGAUUCAUUUUUAAACGUACCUCCUCCGCUUCAAUUUACUCUCGAACAUGACAAUCAGUUGCAGCUACGAAACCGCAGAUUCCUUCAUGAGACAAUCCCACCAGAAGUGCACCCCCCGAUUCCCGACAAGAUGGACCGCAACGGGAUUAAGAUUAGAAAACCGAGCCGAGAACAAUUAAUCUUAAUCAAGUACCUUAUCAAGCAUGUCAUAGCGGGAAGGCCUUAUAAGUUUGAGGAAGAUGGAAGUUUUCAUGAUGUGCCCAAAUCGCCAUGGACAGUGAAAUACUAUUGUGGGAAGAUUGAGGUGUUUGACGAGGAGGAUUACCUGCUAUAUGAGACCUCCUGCUGCUAUCGUUUCCCGCAUUCCUCUGCCUAUUGCUGCUCAUGCGAUAAUCUUGGGGAAGCUUCGCUGAAUACCUUCGCAAUCAUAUGUGGACCGUGUACAAUCGUUCCCUCGGUCUCUGCAAUUUUCUUAAUGGUAAAAGAAGUGGGUCCUAGAACUAUCCAAAGGAUACGAGACGCAUAUUCCGGUACGCCAGCCGCGCUAUGGAUGCGACAACAAAAAGCAACAGUAGCUCCUGCUCCCGAAACUGAGCUUGGCAACCUUGCAUAAUUAUAAGUUGCACUUUUGAUCAGGUUCCAGAUGCUUUUCAACCACUUCCUAAUCACUGAUCUGGGCCAAAUAUAGGAAUUAUAUCAAAUCUCUAU